Messenger RNA from Diabrotica balteata, 1711 nucleotides. The record is from the annotation of a GenBank genome assembly. Lineage: Eukaryota; Metazoa; Arthropoda; Insecta; Coleoptera; Chrysomelidae.
AUUGUUUCGGGAAAAUAAGAAUCAAAAUAAAGAUUUAUUUUUAUUAUAAAGACAACUGUGGGGGCGUAGCGUGAAAAAUUUUAAACUGGAUGCAAUAAAUUCGAUAAGAAGUAAAAGGCACGCGGAGGGAAAAUAUGAAUAACCUUUUGCAUCUCUUACUACUACUCUAUAGUAGUAUGUAUGGAUUUCUUAAAGGAGAACCUAACUUUAUACUGCUCAUAACAGACGAUCAAGAUUUAUUACUAGAUGGGAUGGUUCCCAUGAAAAAAACUGUUGAGUUGAUAGCCAAUAACGGGAAAACAUUCCAAAACGCUUACGUAAAUACACCAAUUUGCUGUCCAAGUAGAAGCACUAUUCUUACUGGAAAGUACUUAGAGAAUACAGGUGUCGUGAACAAUUCGAUAUCUGGGAAUUGUUCAAGUCUAGCAUGGCAACAGACACAUGAGCCACACAGCAUAGCAGCUCUAUUAAAAAACGCAAAAAACUAUACAACCUAUUACUCGGGAAAAUAUUUAAAUCAGUAUGGCACCAGAGAAGCAGGUGGCGUCAAACAUAUUCCUGUUGGGUACGAUUGGUGGAUUGGCCUUCAAGGAAAUUCAAAAUAUUACAAUUACACCUUAUCUGUAAAUGGAACAGGUCAUUUUUUUAGUAACAAAUACUUGACAGAUGCUCUGGCGGGUUAUUCGUUGUCCUUUUUAACUAACAAACCAAACGAUAAACCUUUUUUUAUGAUUGUUGCUCCGCCUGCACCACACGCUCCUUUCACUCCUGCGAAAAGACACGAAAACGCUUUUGCUGGAACUAAAGCUGUAAGAACCCCUUCAUUUAAUCAUUCAGGAUAUGAUAAGCAUUGGUUAGUUCGAAUGUAUCCACAGCAUUUACCAGAAAAUGUUGAGAUAUUAGAUUCCAUACAACAACACCGUCUGGAAUCACUGUUGGCAGUUGACGAGUUAGUCGACAGGAUUGUCCAGAAAUUAAAAGUCCUAAAUAUUUUUCAAGAAACUUACAUUAUAUAUACUUCGGAUAAUGGUUUUCAUAUUGGUCAAUUUAGUCAGCCUUGGGACAAACGACAGCCUUACGAAACUGACAUUCGAGUUCCUUUUAUAGUUAGCGGACCUAACGUACCACGGAAAACUUUGGAAACAUUUCCUAUUAGUUCUGUGGACAUUGCUCCCACAAUUUUGGAUUUAGCAGGUGUCGAUAUUCCUAGUUCUAUAAAUGGCAAAAGUUUUAAAAAGGAAUUGCUUUCUGAAAAGACUGAACCGUUUGCAAGAUUUAUUUCGAUUAGUUAUAAAGGUGAAGCAAAUCAAAACUCGAUUGAUACAAGUUGUCCCUGGACGUAUGAUCCAAAUUUAAGUGAAUGCACUCUAGAUCAGUGGUGUAAAUGUCAAGACUCUCGAAAUAAUACCUAUCAGUGUUACAUUUAUAUUUCUGACGAGGCGAUAUACAAGUAUUGUUUAUUUGAAGAUGCAGAAAAUUUCACGGAAGCUUAUAACUUAAAAGAAGAUCCUUCUGAAUUAAAGAACAUAGCUCCAAAAUUAAAUAGUUGUAAGUAUCAAGAGAAGAUAAAGGUAGGAAGAUUUUUAAAAUGUAGUGAUGAAAGUUGCUGCUAUUCAAGUGAAUGAUGUAGACUCUAUUAAAAUAUUAAAUGAUUUUUGUAUAUAUUGCUACUUUAUAUCUAUGUAGCCCAAUAAAUAAUAUUUUUUCUUAA